Messenger RNA from Eremothecium gossypii ATCC 10895, 3072 nucleotides. Its product is annotated as AGL044Cp. Gene Ontology annotation, molecular function: mRNA binding; translation initiation factor activity; protein binding. The record is from RefSeq and is marked provisional. Lineage: Eukaryota; Fungi; Ascomycota; Saccharomycetes; Saccharomycetales; Saccharomycetaceae. The transcript has a single exon. Bases 1 to 3072 code for a protein of 1023 amino acids. Gene Ontology annotation, cellular component: eukaryotic translation initiation factor 4F complex.
AUGUCGGACAGUGCGAAUGAGCAGGAGAGCGGGCAGCCGGUGGGAGGCCCGUCCCGGCACUUUGGAGGAAAGCAGAACGGGGCGCGGGGGCAGUUUCACAAGGGCUGCGGCAGCGGGCCAGCACGGGCGCAGGGACAGAAGCAUUACGCGACGGCGCGGCCGUACCAGGGCAAGGGACACGGCAAGGGGGCGCGCGGCCAGCGCGCGGAGUACGGCGGCUUACAGAACCUGCCUCCGUACAUGCAAUACUACCCUAGCGCGGUGGCCAACGGCUUUGCGGCGCCCGGGCCAGGCGGCUUCUACAGCUACAGCCCCGCUCCGUACUACCCACCGGCCACGAUGGGGUACGAGAGCGCGGUGCCGUCAGCCAUGUUGAACCCUAAGUACAAGAUGAGCCAGGAGAGCAGCGAGUCGAGCACACCGUCAUCGGCGACGACGACGCCGGUGGCGAAGAAGAUCGAGAUCACGAACAAGUCCGGAGACCACGUAGAUCUAAGUGCCAUCCACCUAGCCCAACACGCCACCGAGACGACUCCUAUGACUACGGCUGGCGCGACAGUGUCCACUUUCAACGAGGGCCCUGUGCCGACGGGUGAAGAGAAGAAAACCGAUGAGAACACCAAGAAGGCACAGCUAGACUUCUUGGCAGAGGUGAAGCGGAGGAAGGAGAUGCUAGCCAAGAAAAAGGCGGUCGACGACGCCGACGAGACUAUAGAAGACGACGCCCUGGAUCGUGCGAAGAGCACUGCAGGCGACAAGAGUUUGCAGCAUCAAGCUUCACCCGAGUCUGAGCCUCGCGAGGUUUCUACGCCGGUGGGAGAACCGCAGGAAGAGCCUGAAACGUCUGUGGUCUCUGAAAAGGACGAGCCAACAGAGGAAGGCGAGCAGUCCAUCACUACAACUGUGAAGGAAGAGGAGCAGCCAGUAGUGGAGGCCGCUAAGCCCGAGGAGCCACUUCUCGCAAAAUCGGAGGAAGAGGUCCCAUUGGAGAAGCCUGAAAUCGCCGAUGCUGCCGCUGAAUCGCAGCCAACCGAGAGUCCAGCUCCUGCCGCCGCUGCCUCAUCGACUUCUGACGCAACCUUAGCACCUGAACCCGAAAAGGAGCCCGUUGUGUUGACUUUUGCUGAAAAAAUGAAGUUGAAAAAGGCUAAGGAAGCACCGGCUUCCGCGGCUUCCGCAGCCUCGAAUGCAGAGGAGGUCACUAAUGAGCAUGUAGAUACUGGAUCCAGAACCGAAGCUGCGGUUUCCGAGGAAGACCAUCUAGAUACAAUGGAUGCCACUGCGGAGGCAGAACAGUCAAAAUUGAUUGACGAGCCAGACAUGAAGGCAGAUGAUGCAACUUUUACCGCUGGGGAAAAGUCCACUCCUGAACCAACCACGGCUGUUGCUGGCGAGGAGAAGUCGCAAGAACCUGAAGAGGUAGAGGAAGCUGAUGAUGACAGAAUGACUAUUUCUGAACUCUUGGAAAAGUUGGAGAAGCUACCGGCUGUCGAAGACAUAUACACAUUCAAGUACCCCGAGAGUGUGCAGCCUCCAUCUGACAGAUUCAAGAAAACGUCUGUUAAGUACACUUACCCUCCAGAAUUUCUGUUACAGUUCGGCGAUAAGGUUAAUGUAAAGCUAGAUGAUACCUGGAAGGAGUCUGUAUUCAAGAAGAUUGUUUUCCCACCAGGAUCAGUCAAAUCAUCUAGAGGUAAGGGUGGUGAUAAGUUCUCUGGCUCUAACUUCAAAAAGUCUGGUUCAAUGCGUCUCGGUGACAGAUCGAAUUCUAAGUCUAUGUCUAAGAGAAGCAAAUCGAAGCGCAUGGCUGACGAUGGCAAGAACAGAGCUUACACUUCUAGAAAAGAGCGUGAAGCGAAGCAAGAAGCAGAGGAUAAGGAUGUUGCUCCAUUGGUUCCAAGUGCUAAUAGGUGGAUUCCAAAGUCGAAGUUGAAGAAGACAGAGAAGAAGCUUGCGCCUGAUGGAGUCACCGAGCUUUUGGACAAGGAGGAGGCUGAAAGAAAGAUGAAGUCUUUGUUGAACAAGCUAACUUUGGAGAAGUUCGAUCCUAUUUCGGAAGAGAUUAUUAACAUUGCCAACCAGUCCAAGUGGGAAGAGAAUGGUGAAUCUUUGAAGGUGGUGAUUGAGCAGAUCUUUAACAAGGCCACUGAUGAACCUCAUUGGUCGUCUAUGUAUGCUCAGCUGUGUGGUAAGGUUGUUAAGGAUUUGGACAAAGACAUCCAGGACAAGGAGAAUGAAGGUAAGGUCGGUCCUAUAUUGGUCUUGCACUACCUAUUUGAUAGAUGUCAAACAGAGUUCCAAAAGGGCUGGGCUGACAAGCUUCCAACUAGUGAGGAUGGCUCCACCGUCGAAGUGAAGUUAAUGUCCGAUGAAUACUACAAGGCUGCCGCUGCAAAGAGAAGAGGUCUUGGUCUAGUACGCCUCAUUGGUUUCUUGUACAGAUCCAACUUAUUGACUUCCAAGAUGAUGUUCCAAUGUUUCCGUAGACUAAUGAAGGACCUAACCGGUACUCCUUCGGAGGAGACUCUAGAAUCUGUGAUUGAAUUGUUGACUACCGUUGGCGAGCAGUUCGAGCGUGAUUCUCUAACGACUCCGAAUGGUAGUACCUUGGAAGGUUCUGCUUUGUUGGAUCAAUUGUUCUUCAUGUUGGACCAGGUAAUGGAAGAUUGUGAAAUUUCAUCCAGAAUUAGGUUCUCCUUGUUGGAUUUGAAGGACAUGAGAAACGCUUCUUGGAAUGGUGGUAAGAAAGACGAGGGUCCAAAAACGAUUGCGCAAAUUCAUGAAGAGGAAGCUGCAAAGAAGGCUGCUGAAGAGAGGGAAAGAAGGAUGCGUGGUAGCUCCAGAUCUGCAUCUAGGCGCCAAAAUAACUCAAUGGGUGGUAGAACUGGUUCCAGGAAAGAUGCUCCUCCUCCUUCGAAGGAUGAUUUCAUUACGAUGAGAUCGUCUUCAUCUAAAUAUCCUCCGCAACAAAAGCAUCAGAAGGAGGAGGCGGCCGCCCCACAGGCAUCUUCAAAUAUGUUCAGUGCAUUGAUGGGUCAUGAGGAUGAGGAUGACGAGGAAGACGACGAAUGA